Aureobasidium pullulans EXF-150 is the source of this 1305-nucleotide messenger RNA. Its product is annotated as Clavaminate synthase-like protein. Gene Ontology annotation, molecular function: 2-oxoglutarate-dependent dioxygenase activity. The transcript has 4 exons. The record is from RefSeq and is a predicted model, not a curated record. The coding region runs from base 33 to 1052 and encodes 339 amino acids. Lineage: Eukaryota; Fungi; Ascomycota; Dothideomycetes; Dothideales; Saccotheciaceae.
AAACUGACCUAUUUUGUAGUUAGAGAAAAGAGAUGGCGCAAUCACUUCCUGAUGAUCAAGCAUCCAAGCUAGAUUCUGCAAUUCGCGAUCUCAUCAUCAACUACCAUGAGUUGAAUGCGACUGUCAUAGAUGAACUCUACGAAGAACCAAGUGCUCUCGAGUUUAUGCAAUAUGUCGCUCGCAAUCGGCCAUUCGUCGUAAGAAAAGGUGCCGAAGACUGGACUGCUGUCCAAAAAUGGGACUCGCAUUAUCUACUCAGCGUUCUUGGUGACAGCCUCGUCAAUGUAGCCAUUACUCCAUUUGGCAACGCAGACGCCGUGCUGAAAGAAGAUGAUGGUUCGUUAUCCUACGUAAAGCCCCUCGAAAGACUCGAGCCCUUCGACAAGGUCAUCCGCUAUAUCUCAGAGCAAGAAUCGAAUCAAGAAAAAGCAACACCCAUCAAGUAUGCCCAGACGCAGAACGACAAUCUCCGCAACGAAUACUCCUCCCUCUUCGAAGACGUCCCCUCAGACAUCCCUUUCGCUCGCAUCGCCCUCCGCAAGAACCCCGAGGCUGUGAACUUCUGGCUCGGCAAUAGCCUGUCCACGACCUCCCUCCACAAAGACAACUACGAAAACAUCUAUGUCCAAGUCCGAGGCCAAAAACACUUCGUCAUCAUGCCUCCUGUUGCUGCCGCUGCUGUGAACGAGCAGAGUAUCUCCGGCACAACAUAUACUUCGACAAAUGGGGACGAAGAGGCAGAGUUGAAAGUAGAGGAUUUGAAGCACACACUUGACGAGCCUGAAUUGAUCGUGCCGGUGCCGACUUGGGAUCCGGACUUCCCUGAUGUUCGAUCCACACCGUAUUCGGAGCUUGUCAAACCGUUGAGAGUUACCUUGAAUGAGGGUGAUAUGAUGUACUUGCCUGCUCAGUGGUAUCACAAGGUCGAGCAGAGUUGCGGUGAUGAAGGAUACUGCUGUGCUGUCAACUACUGGUACGACAUGGAGUUCGGCGGAUCCUUCUGGGCCUCGAAUGCCUUUGCCCGCGAUAUCGCUAGGGCUGUCAACAACUAGACGACUACAACGACAUAAAAAAGACUGUACUUGCUGAAGUCAUGCGUGCUCUCGUUGGAGACUACUUCAACACUACAAAAGAUUGUGCGAGUCUACAGUCUUGUUUCCGGUGAAUCUAAUGUACCAGGAGCCAUGACUCCUUUGUAGAAUCAUCAUUUGUGACUAUAUGCUCUAUUCUGCUUGGAUGGUUCCUCCCCCUCGGCUGACUGAGUGAGAGGUCGCCGUCUAAAUACACAAUGCUUCCUCGGGUCGA